Messenger RNA from Glossina fuscipes, 660 nucleotides. Its product is annotated as zinc finger HIT domain-containing protein 1. Gene Ontology annotation, molecular function: nucleosome binding. Gene Ontology annotation, cellular component: Swr1 complex. The coding region runs from base 24 to 491 and encodes 155 amino acids. Gene Ontology annotation, biological process: chromatin remodeling. The transcript has a single exon. NCBI's taxonomy places the organism in Eukaryota, Metazoa, Arthropoda, Insecta, Diptera, Glossinidae. The record is from RefSeq and is a predicted model, not a curated record.
GACCGCAUUUUAUAAACUAAACCAUGGCUGGCGGUCGAGAAUCUUAUCGAAUAAAAGAUGCUGAAAAGAAACGUGUCCUCGAUGAAGCUGCCCGACAACGACGUGCCCGUAAGGCUCUAGAGGCUUUAGAGCAAGACAAUUUCCAUGAAGAUCCUCAUGCGGAUUUGGUAAUGUCCAAGAAAUUACCUAAAUUUCAAGAUGGCUUGAAAAAUACAAAAGAAAAGAAAUCAAAACGCAAAGGACCUGAAUAUUAUCGCGCGAAAUAUCGUAAAAACUUUCAACAGCUACUGGAAGAAGAAAAACAAUUACAUCCCGAUCCACCGAAUUAUAGCAGCGCUUUGGCUCCGCCUCCAAAAACGCCGCAGCGACAUUUUUGUGCCGUCUGCGGUAACUUUUCCAAAUAUUCUUGCACAGCUUGUGGGACACGUUAUUGUUGCAUACGAUGCUUAAGCACUCAUCAGGACACCAGAUGCUUAAAAUGGACAGCCUAAAUCAUUAUUAAUUUUCAUCUUUCCAAUAACUCAUUGCAUAUAAAUUUUUACAACUGAAUAAGUUUUCUAUUUUCUUUUUCCUACGAACUAAUGUAUAGAAGUGUGGCAACAUUAAUAAAUAUUCUAUUUGUCAAAGAGUGGUAACAAUAUCAAUAAAUAUUUUGCAUAG